AUGAUUGCAUCUUCUAUAUCAACGAGAAAUACAAUAUUACAUACCAUACGUGAUAGCAAAAUUUUUAGUGAAGGAUGGAAGGGAGCUGGAAUAGCAUUAACUUUACCUUAUUUCUAUCUAGAUGGUUAUGACUACGUUUGGAAUAUAGAUGCUGAUGAUAUAGUACUAGAAGGACCAGCAGAAUAUUAUUUAGCAAAUGUUGAAUUUCUAUUGAAAAUGUUAAAAUUUCCAAUAUUGAGCUCAGAUCUUUAUUUAAGUGGUUCAAUCCAACAUUGGAGCUUUGGUGUAGCAUUUGCUAAUCGAUUGGUCUUUAAAGCUAUGAUUGAGUCUUUAAUAAAUGUAUCUGUUUCUGUUCCAUCUUGGGGAGUUAACAUUGAUCAUAUGGUCGAUCAAUAUUUUAAGCGACAAAAUACGUCAUUGGAUUAUAUUGCAUUUAUCACUCCUAAUAAAUUUAUUCAUAAUGAUAGAGGUUCCUUUUAUGAUACAAACAAAUCUAUGAUUGUUUAUUUUUACGACUAUGAUAAAUUUCAGUAUUUUCGUAAGUAUCCAAAGACAAUAUUAAUUACAUAGAUUUAUGAUUAAUCUCUAUGAAAACUAUGAAAAUUAUUGUCUAGAAGUGUUCUAUGUAGUUUUUGUUUCACUGUCUUUUUUUUUCUAUACGACUAUGUUGUAAUAUGUUCUCGUUCUCAGAUUUUGUUUUCUCACAUCGACACUUACACUUUGAUCAUUUUCUAUUGAAAUAUAUACGUUUGGAAUUACAUGUGAUUGUGAAUGUUCGUUGUAUUUUUAAGAAUUUAAUGAUCACUUAUUUCAAUGUGUGUUGGAGUGAAAAUGACAUGUAGUGAAUGGUGACAGUCAUUUAUAUAGGAUGGCAGCCGUCAGUAUAUGAAAAAUGAGACUAUAAUGGAUGGUGUGAUUAUGAGUACUGUUUCUGAGUGCUUUAAAGUGCACAUUAUUUUCUAAUAUGAUAUGUGUCCUAUAUUUUGUUAACUAGUUUGAUAGUAAAUACGGCUGAUUAGAUCCCUACUUGUACAAAUGAUCUGCAGAUAUUGAUAGCUAUUUCUAAGAAACUUUGAAAGUAUUUUGAAGAUAUCUCAAAGGUAUUUCAAAGGUGUUUUUCUUAACAAUAUUUUAGUUUUGCUUGUAUCGGUUUUCGUAGACGCACUAUAACAUGUAAUAUUGAACACUAGAAAUCCGUAUGGUUUAUCUGAAUGAAGUAUCACAACGUAAAUGUUACUAAUUAACUAUGAAAGGUAAUUUUGCAUAAAACUAAUAUCUGUAAGGUGCAUCCAAUGCAAAAUUUAAGCAAAAUUUUAUUUUUGUUUUGAAAUACAUCAUUGGAUAGAGCAAGUGACGGCGAUCACGAAUAUCUGGUUUAAAAUUUUUCUAGAUGUUCUCUUGGGUUCAAAAAGCCAGAAAAACUUUCGGCUUCUGAUAAAACCAUUUUUUUCAGUGGUUUUGGGGUGUGGGUGGUGUGGGUG
Molecule: messenger RNA, 1481 nt
Organism: Rotaria sp. Silwood1
Lineage: Eukaryota; Metazoa; Rotifera; Eurotatoria; Philodinida; Philodinidae
Source: the annotation of a GenBank genome assembly